ACACAAAAAAAGACUCCGGGGAAGAAGCCAAGUUAGUGACAUGCAUUGAUGUUACAUGAAUGCAUGUAUCCUGGUUAUGUACCUGGAUAAGACCUUUUCCUGGUUUUGAUAAACCUUGAUGUACUUCCUGGAGUAUUCCGAUAGAAACGAGAAUACUGCCACAUGUAAACACCUCAUCCAAGUUUCUGAACCAUCUCAUAGUGGCUGAGAUGGUGAGAAAUCAAGACACACCUGCAGGCAGACCAUCGGAAACCUGGAUACUGUAAUGAUCAUGCAUACAGGGAUAUGAAUAACCAGGUUUUUCAUGUUCCAUAUGCUGAAUAUAAUCAAAAACAAUAUAAGACUCAAAACCAGGAUACUAAUGCACAUGUAAGCACACUCAGAAUGAAAUAAAGGUAAAGCACCUGUUCCAAAUAGACUUCCUAGUGAAUUUUACCAAACAUGUAUAAAGAUCACAGACCUGCUAACCUCAGUGUUUAAUGCUGGAAUCAAGAGAGAGGCAAACUAUACAGCUCCUUUUAUCAUGGAGUCAUAUCACUAAUUUAUAAGAAAGGAGACACACAUGAAAUAGAUAAUUGGAGACAUUGCACUCAUGACUGCAGAUUAUAAAAUAUCUGCAAAAAUAGUUAUAAAUUGAAUACAUGAUGCCCUAGCACAAUAAACUGAAAAAGAACAAACACGUGCUAUCGAGGGAAGGCUGAUGGGGGAUAAUUUAGUCUCACUGAAAGAUAUAAUCAGUAAUACUUCUGUGGAACAAUUUUUCAUUAUAGGCCUGGACCAAAAGAAAGCCUUCGAUUUUAUAUCUUGAGAAUAUCUGUGGGAGGUGUUAAAAGCACAUGGUUUUAAUCAAGAUUUCAUUAAUGUAGUUAAGUUGAUGUAUGCUUUAUCUACAGUUCAGGUCAAUGUUAACGGAGUUUUAACAGAAAAUUAUGAAAUUAACAGAGGUGUCAAAGAAGGUUGCUCUUUAUCAGCUGCCCUCUAUGUUUUAGCUAUAAAUCCAUUUAUUGAAGAGAAUUAAGGAUGACAACAGGUUGAGUGGAACCAGAACUGGUAAUGAAGAGUUUGAGUAGUUUUAGCUUAUGUUGAUGACAUUACUGUUAUAAUUAAGAACCAAAAUGAACUUCACAUAGUGAAUGAACAGCUAUAUGAAGAGGUGUCUGGUGCAAAACUAAACCAUAACAAAACAGAAGGAGUGUGGUUUGGCAGGUGUUGGUUUAAUGUAAAUGUAAACUAUAAUGUAUUGAUGUAUGCUGGUGUAUCAUUUUAAUGUUAUAAUCACUAGUUUUUAAUUAAUAUAUUCUGUUGGUUGUGGAAAUACUACUUGGGGUCACAUUGCUCACUACUGCCCUCCUCGGUUGGUAUAACAGCGGGGGGAAGGACAGACAAUUGAAAAGGUGUUCUGUCAAUAUGUGGAUUGACUUCUUCAACUCAGGAUAUUGAAACAUGUGGAGUGAAUUGGGUGAACUGGUCGCAGUAGUAGCUUUAUUGUGCAAAUGUUAAAGUACAUUUAAUCCCUAAUAGAGAAACACGUACCAAACUUCAUUUAAAAAGCCAUAUAUUUAAAUUGGCUGUGUGCGUAAGCCAAUAUGAUCACACGGAGAACAUGAAAAAAGAUAUUUUCUGGGAUCAAUAUGAUCAUCUGAUAUAUUCGGCAUAUAAAUGCUGCAGAAAACUGCUCGUAAAGCGCGUUGGUGCAAAAGACUAACCAGCGAUUCAAAUCUGUAAAUGAACAUUUAUUUAGAUAGAAGUUAUAGCACUCUAUUGGCUAUGUGUACGAAUUUUACGACGGUUGCUGUAUUUUGACGAUAUCUAAUAAAGUAGAUUUUUUUUUUUUCGCCGCAGAAGACAAUGUUGUGGGGAGGUUACAUCACGUGAAUGGACGUACACAAACAAAACCCCACUCCGCCCUUACAGCCAAUAAAAACACACUAUUAUACGCCUGACCAAUCAAAAUAGAAGCCAGCAACAACAUAUUUCCACUACCAACCAAUCCUGAGAGGAGGAGGUGUGACGUAGCGCUGUCAGCUGUUCUUGUUUUGCUUCUUUUUCCCCCGUCUUUUGCUCCAGGGUCUGAAUAACCGACCUCCUGAAAUAACCACACUGAAACGGGAUUUAAAUUCAUCUAAAGCGGAGAUAACCUCCGGCUCUGCCCCGAGUGCUUAUUCACACAUCAGCUGCGGACACAUUUCUUCCAAAUUGGAGCCGUCUUCCGCCGACAUCGAGCGAAGAGGUGCAGCCGAUCCCAGGCCUCCAAUCCAGGGCGGAGGGAGGGAAGGAGGUCGCUGGGAAUCGGGAUGGAGACCGGAGAGGGUGCUGGCGGGCCUGGCGGACCGGACGGACAGGGGAUCCGGUUUGGCUGCGCCUCUUUCAACCAAGACUCCACGUCACUGGCUUUGGGAACAAAGACCGGCUACAAGCUGUUUUCUCUGACCAUGGUGGAAAAACUGGACUGCAUCCAUGAGAGUGCAGAGACUCCAGAUGUCUACAUUGUGGAGCGUCUGUUCUCCAGCAGUCUGGUCGUCGUGGUGAGCACUGCCAUGCCGCAGCGCAUGAACAUCUACCACUUUAAGAAGGGGACCGAGAUCUGCAACUACAGCUACCCCAGCAACAUCCUGUCUGUCAAGCUCAACAGACAGAGGCUUGUGGUGUGCCUUGAAGAGUCCAUUUAUAUCCACAACAUCAAAGACAUGAAGCUACUCAAGACUCUGCUCAACACUCCGUCCAACCCCUCAGGUCUCUGUGCUCUUUCUAUCAAUCAUUCCAACUCCUACCUGGCAUACCCUGGCAGUGCCACCAUCGGGGAGAUCAUAGUGUAUGAUGCCAACAAUUUGAGCACAGUGACAAUGAUCCCAGCUCAUGACAGUCCUCUGGCAGCUCUCACAUUCAACGCCUCGGCCACCAAACUUGCCAGCGCCUCCGAGCGGGGCACCGUCAUCCGAGUGUUUUCCAUUCCUGAGGGCCUGCGUCUGUUUGAGUUCCGCCGGGGAAUGAAGAGGUACGUCAAUAUAAGCUCUUUGUCCUUCAGUCCUGAUGGCCAGUUCCUCUGUGCUUCCAGCAACACAGAGACAGUGCAUAUCUUCAAACUGGAGCAACUGGGACCGAGUGGAGAAGACGAGGCUGCCACCUGGUCAGCCUACGUGGGGAAGAUGUUCUCAGCAGCCAGCAGCUACCUCCCUGCUCAGGUAUCCGGAAUGAUGAGCCAGGACCGGGCCUUCGCCACCGUUCACCUCCUCACAUCUGGCCAGAGGAACGUCUGCACCCUAGCUAUGAUCCAGAAGCUUCCGCGGCUGCUGGUGGCCACGGAUGAUGGCCAGCUGUUCAUCUACAAUGUGGAUCCACAGGACGGAGGCGAAUGCAUGUUGGCGCACAAACACAGGCUCUUUGGUGUUGAUGAUGACCAGGAUGAAGGUACAGAGUCAGAAGGGUCAGAGGUCACAGGGCCAGCACAGGCAUAUCCAUCCUAUGCUGCAACCGCUGCCUUACCAGCCACUGGUCCUGUCACUGCAACGCUUACUGGCUACUCUGAAGAUGGCGGCGCAGUGAAAGGCGAAGUCAUCCCAGAACACGAGUUUGCUGCUGGACCUGUUUGUCUGGACGAUGAGAACGAGUUUCCUCCUAUUAACUGGUGCCGCGACGGGACUGGAGAUGGCCAGGGGAGGCGCUCGUGAGUGGGUAGAAGGACAAACAGACAGACAGGCACCAGCGAGAGAGAUGAGCAGCAAAAAAAAAAAAAAAAAAAAAAAGAACAAGUCUUUCAGGGUGCCAAGUUAUUUUUUCAUUUAGAGAGAAAAUAACAUUGAUUGACGUUAACGUUGACAUGGGAAACAAGACACUGAUCAAGAAGUAGAUUUCAUGUAGUAGUUUCAGAGUGAACCACAGUCUGGUCCUCAUGUUACACAAUGGUUGUUUUAAAGGUACACUUCUGAUUUUGUCAGAGCACCAACAGUAGUCCCAAAGCUCCUCCCAGCUUAUGAUUGAGUUUCAAAACAAUAACUGGGAAGAUAUUUUGAAAAUUUUUGUUGCUGUUGGCUACUUCAAAAAAAUCAGAGGGUUUAUCUUUAAGGAGUGUGUUAUGAAUAUAUGAGGUGCAUGCUGGAGCAGAAAUAUAACCACAGUUUUCAUAGCUCUAUUACUUGACAAAUAUUUUAUUAAGUUGCAUUAUUGUAGCAACAUUUUUAUUUUUCUUAUUAAUAAUAUCUUAGUUACGUCCAUGAUAAAGAAUAUAAUUGUUUUCAAUUUUAUUCUGCAUUGUAUUUUACUGCAUUGACAUGUAUUAAAUGUUUAUGCCUUCUGGAUAGAGUUCAGGAGGUGUGUAUGUACUGUAUGUUUGUGCCUAUCAUCGUUUGUAAAAGAGCAAAGUAUUUUGCUAAUUGCACAAGACCAAACAACUGAAAGAAACAAAGAAAUAAAUAAGUAGAGUGGAGUAAGAA
This is a messenger RNA of Thunnus maccoyii (southern bluefin tuna), 4430 nucleotides long. RefSeq names its product WD repeat domain, phosphoinositide interacting 1 (gene wipi1). Gene Ontology annotation, cellular component: phagophore assembly site membrane; extrinsic component of membrane; cytosol. The transcript is spliced from 13 exons. Bases 2295 to 3668 code for a protein of 457 amino acids. The record is from RefSeq and is a predicted model, not a curated record. Gene Ontology annotation, molecular function: protein binding; phosphatidylinositol-3,5-bisphosphate binding; phosphatidylinositol-3-phosphate binding. NCBI's taxonomy places the organism in Eukaryota, Metazoa, Chordata, Actinopteri, Scombriformes, Scombridae. Gene Ontology annotation, biological process: protein lipidation; autophagy of mitochondrion; protein localization to phagophore assembly site.